AUGGCCACUACUGCGCGUCGACGGGUUCCAUCAAGCACACCUUCUCGGAGCGGCGGGGCUUCUGCUAGGCCAUCGUCGUCCUCAAGGUCUUCCGCUCCCUCCGACUUCGUCCCUCAACGUCUUGCCUUGCCUCUUAGCGACGCUGCCCAAUUGGCUCUCGCUGACCUCCUCAAGACCCAUGCAAAGUCUACCCAACUGACUGAACAUCUGGCUCUCGCCGUCAAGGAGCUUACUGACGCUGCGGCUGUUCUCACCGAGGCAGCCUACGACCGCAAGAGACGAUACGAUCGGGAAGAGCGUCGAAGAAAACAAAAUGGAGAACAAUUGGACGAGCAGGACAUUGCCAAACAUGAGGCUUUCCAAACACAAGUGCAAGAUUUGACACAAAAGAUGGACAUGAGCAUCCGUGCAGUCAUCGACGAUCGCAUUUGGCUGGAGGACCUGCCGGCCAUCUCGAAAGAUGUCUUGUCAGCCUCUUUAGAUGAGCAGAGCACCCAGCGAACAGAUGAGGUAUACAACCAGAGUCCGACCCCGAUAGCUUCCACCCGCGACACUGAAAUAGGAAUGGAAUCUGGUGAACAUGAUUCUCGACUGAGCCAAACAACGAACGCCUCAAUGGCAGGGACGGUACCAACCACGACACCUCACUCCAUCCUACAGCAGAAGUUGCAACAGCAAGCGCGGGAUUGGCAGAGCAAGACUUUGACAGAGAGAUACGCCUAUAACAACGACUAUGCAGGUUGGAAACGUGAAGUCCAUGACAAUCAAGAUCCCCAGGGAGAAGGAGCACCCUUAGCCGAUGCAAAACAAUGGUUCGCAGCGGAAGAGGGCCGUGGCCAGCCCGAUUCUAAAGGACAACGAGUACAUGGAGAUGACAGCGACGACUCAGAAGACGAGAUCGAGAUUUCUCGUGAGCGACUGAGUUAUAAAUGCCCACUUACACUUCUUCCAUUCGAGGAUCCCCUGACAUCCACAAAAUGCAAUCAUUCGUACGAGAAAGAAGCGAUUCUAGAUAUGCUUCGGACAUCAGCCGACCAUGUUCCCCUCAGUUCUGAGCAGGAGGCAGAGAUCAGCGCAAUCAGAGAUAGCAAAGCCAGGAAAAGACGGAAGCAGCAGCUGGAGAGUCAGCAAGAACGUCGCAUCCAAUGCCCGGAAUGUAGGGUGAGGCUGGUCAAGGGGGAUUUACAGCCAAACCCUAUCUUGAAGAGGCGUGUAGUGCGGUAUCUGGCUGCGCAGCGUCGCGCAGAGACAGCAACCAGCGAUGCGGAGGCCAGUGGGGACGAGGGUCGCGUCACGGGCACUCAGCGUCGACCUGUUGGCCUAGGCUCAAGUCCUGUGCCGUCAAGCUGGAGACAGAGUGGACGCCCUGUCAAGGCUGAGCGACACGGGUCGACUGUCCCUCAAACACAAUUCUCUUCUGGGGAGCCUUCAACAACCAGACGUGCGGCCAGAACUAGAGUUGUUGACAUGGACGAUCUGUCGCUGGAGUUGGACGACGCGGAGGCGGUGGACACCGACGUGGUGGAUCCAGAGUAAUACUCCGUACAUUCGGUACACCAGUGACGAGUAGAAAUGAUACAAAUGGUCACGAGAAGCCUUAUGGGCCCCUCAGCCCUCGUGGCCCUUCAAACUCUUAUUGAUAGGUACUCCGUACAUACUCCGUAUGUGGAUCUGAUCUC
Molecule: messenger RNA, 1679 nt
Organism: Exophiala mesophila
Lineage: Eukaryota; Fungi; Ascomycota; Eurotiomycetes; Chaetothyriales; Herpotrichiellaceae
Exons: 1
Coding region: 1-1536 (511 amino acids)
Biological process (GO): double-strand break repair via homologous recombination; protein sumoylation
Cellular component (GO): Smc5-Smc6 complex; nucleus
Molecular function (GO): zinc ion binding; SUMO ligase activity
Source: RefSeq, a predicted model, not a curated record